GAAAUGAUGUUGAAAACUAUGGAAAUUGUUAACUCUCGUCUGUUCAAGAUCAGGCGCGCGCCAGCGCGUCAAUUCACGUCACGUGAACGUAAUGCGGGAAGUCGAGGAGAACUCGUCGGGAAACACCGAUGACGUCUUCUCGAAAUCACGUAUUUCCAAAUAGAAAAUAUACGAAAUGUAGAUCGCGGCGAGUGUACCUGCAGACCGAGGAUGCGGAAAUGCAAAGCGUCUCAUGAAUAUUAUGAAUAUCAUUAACACGCGACGCAUAUUUUGCAAAAAGGCUUCGUUUUUGCUUGAUUGUAGCGAUUAAAGCGGGAGGCAAUCAAGGACAGACGCGACGACGCGUUUGUAUAUUUAUAGCGGCGAAUCCGUGAAUGCCUUCCUGGAUCAUUGCCAUUCUCCCUUCCACUCCAUUUUGCCGGAAGAAAACCUUGAAGCGCGCUUCGAAAUCGCGGCCAGCACCUAGCUAGCGCACGCGACAGUCGUAAACUAAUGCUUGUCCGAGUCUCUUCCGUUUUCUCUAUAUUACUGAUAAAAUAUUCGUAAUGUCACCAAGUAGAAGCAAGGUGCGGCGAUUAAAUGUGUACCUUGCUGAAAAAUCACUCGGUUCCGUUAAUUCCCUCUUUCAGGAAAAACUAUCUUAAUGAUCAAGAUUACAUACGUUUUAACGAGAAACAACUUGGUCAAUCCUUCCCAUAAUUAAUUCUACAGCAAGAUUUCAAGAAGAGAUAGGGAGAAUUCGCGGCGAGUCGUUAAUAGCUCGUCGGACCGAGCGUGCGUAGCUUUAAUUACGGUAGCGAUCGUAUGUUUUCCCACAACGCGACACGAAACGAGGAACCCAUUGGGGAAACCACGCGGCCGUGAUAUAUUCCCGGUAUAAACGUUGUAGCGGCGAUCGUGACGCGAUGAAUCAGUUGCGGCAGCGAGACUAGUGAAUCCGCGGACGUCGUGCCACUCGGACAGUCCGCAUCGUGAGUCCCUCGUUCGUUCCGUCGAGACCAAGAGGACACCCGCGGUAUUUUUUAUUACGGCCAGUGAUCUUUUCAACUGGUGUCUCUUACGGUUCGCCAAUAUGAACGAAACAAAGAAGGCCAAGAAUGAUGAGAUACUGUAUCUGGACGAGGUCCACGACGAGGUGUCGAGACCCCUGACGUCCACCGACUCGGAGACAGUGGUUCCGUCCAUUGGUCUGCGCGCCGGCUUUGUCUCGGAAACCGACGGAGAUUCUGCGAGCAAUUCGCGAUCCCGGAGACCGUCGUUCACCGAAACGGAGAUCGGCGAGCGUGACAAGAAACUGGCGCCGCCGAUCGGUUUCGACAACAGAAACGGUCUGGAACUUCCCCCGGAAUCGCAAUCCGGCUGGGGCAGCACCAUCUUCCCGUCGCCUGCAGCACCCGUCGUCACCCCUGACGUGAACGUCUAUCAGCACAAGAAAACUCUGGCCCAGGGUAUGAUGGAUUUGGCACUGUUGUCCGCAAACGCGAAUCAGAUGCGCUACGUUCUCCAGACGGAUGGUCGGCACCCGUACUUUUAUCCGUCGCUCAUCAUGAUCGGCAUGAGCUUGUUUCUGCAGAUCGCCGUGGGUAUUGGUCUUAUAUGGAACAGUGUCUACAACGUCAAGGAGCACGAGCAAAUGUGUAAGGCCAACAAGGCCAAUAACUGGACGGUCAUCGGCAUCUUCCUCGUCACGAUUUUCAAUGUUUUCAUCUCGUCGUUUGGUGUUGUCGAUCAGACAAUCACAACAUAACAGUUUUUUUAUCUCUCUCUCUCUCUCUUUCUUAUGCGCAAUCGUUGUACGCAAAGUGAAAGGCCAGAUAAAAUAUCCCUGUUGUUUUUAAAGUGAUACGAGCAAGUUUACUUUAGAUUACAUACAGGAGAAUGUGCUUUCCUGUACUAUUAUUACUUAAUGCAUAUUAAUUAUCAGAUGUAUUCGAUGGCGAAAACAUUUUUUAAUUUUACUUUUAGAACUUCUCGUCACAGUCAUAUUGAUUUAUAUCAAAAGUGAAAAUCGACACAAAUUUCCUUUCUUCAUACGAUUGCUUCUUUAAAUAUUUUCUCAUCAUUAGCAUAAAAAAACGACGAGGAUAUUUUAGAAUCUGACGUUAAGUGGCUCAUUCUACACACACCACUCAUUCACAUUAUUGUAAACUACGUUGACUCAUUCGUGUAAAACUCAUUUCUUUCAGACACAUAAAUAAUUUAUAGUAAUAAAUAGU
Vollenhovia emeryi is the source of this 2216-nucleotide messenger RNA. Its product is annotated as ninjurin-1. The transcript is spliced from 3 exons. The record is from RefSeq and is a predicted model, not a curated record. Gene Ontology annotation, cellular component: membrane. Gene Ontology annotation, biological process: cell adhesion; tissue regeneration. NCBI's taxonomy places the organism in Eukaryota, Metazoa, Arthropoda, Insecta, Hymenoptera, Formicidae. The coding region runs from base 1073 to 1747 and encodes 224 amino acids.